AUGCAUUCCAGCAGCUUCAUCAUCCUCACCGCCCUGUUCACAGUCAGCAUUUCUGCUCUCCGUAGUCAAAACCAAGUCUCAGAGCUUCAGGCACCUAUCGAUGGCUUCGACAUCGUCAUCUCUCAGUGGGAGGUCCAGGCCACCCCUGAAGGUGAGAAGUUGAUUCUUGCCGGCACUGUCGAGCAGGUCCUUGGGGAGCUUCGCGGCAUCAACCCCGAUUACGAGAAAGAUUUUGGUCUCGACUCCGAACUUCCUUUGCCCGUCAUUCAUAAGCUUAACGACUUUUCCAACGCCCCAUUUGCGUGCAACACCACCAAUGCAAUGGCCGAUCAGAGCAUCAUCGUCAAGGGCGCAAAGUACCUCAGAGGUGUCAAGGGAAAGCCCUACCAGCCUCCUGGACCCAGCACCUGCGCUCGCGUGAGCUGCAGUUGGAAGUCUGCCAUUUGGUGGUGUAACCAUGCAAACACACCUCGCGAGCUCGGCUCUUUUGGUGAGAUUGCUGACGGCGCCGACCGCAUUGUUCAAGGUUGUCAGACCAAUGGUGAAUGGAUUGAUGGUCAAACGUGGCAUAAGGAUGAUUGGAGUGUCGUUGUCGGCCGCUCCGACUGCUAG
Messenger RNA from Colletotrichum orchidophilum, 612 nucleotides. RefSeq lists its product as uncharacterized. The coding region runs from base 1 to 612 and encodes 203 amino acids. The record is from RefSeq and is a predicted model, not a curated record. The transcript is spliced from 3 exons. NCBI's taxonomy places the organism in Eukaryota, Fungi, Ascomycota, Sordariomycetes, Glomerellales, Glomerellaceae.